Molecule: messenger RNA, 3064 nt
Organism: Gloeophyllum trabeum ATCC 11539
Lineage: Eukaryota; Fungi; Basidiomycota; Agaricomycetes; Gloeophyllales; Gloeophyllaceae
Product: kinase-like protein
Exons: 18
Coding region: 32-3064 (1010 amino acids)
Biological process (GO): ribosomal subunit export from nucleus; protein phosphorylation
Cellular component (GO): cytosol
Molecular function (GO): GTP binding; protein kinase activity; GTPase activity
Source: RefSeq, a predicted model, not a curated record
AUCGCAUUCCGCAACUUGUCAGAUUUUUGAGAUGGCCCCCACCAAAGGCCGGAAUCAGAACCCUAGUGGGCUGGGCAGGGCUAUCAUUAACAGGAAAACACAAGAUGCACGCCGCGCACAAGAAUCAGGUCUUUACACAACAGAUAUCGACAGCACCGCCCGUUUACGGUCCGUAACGCAAGAGAACGAUCUAGACGAGUUCUUGAAUACCGCGCAGCUGGCGGCGACCGACUUCACUGCUGAACGUCGAAAUGUCAAAAUCAUCAGCGUUCCUGCAGCGACAAGCCACAAUCCGUUCUUAUUGACGGAGGAAGAGGAGAGAAGGACGCUGGAGAGGUUCCGGGAGAAUAAACAACGUCUGCGUGUACCUCGAAGACCGCCGUGGACAAGGGAUAUGUCCCCCCAGCAGCUCGACAGACAGGAGAAGGACGCCUUCCUGGAAUGGCGAAGAGGACUAGCCGACCUACAGGAUCGCGAUAGCUUCCUUCUGACGCCCUUCGAGCGGAAUAUCGAAGUCUGGCGUCAAUUAUGGCGUGUUAUAGAACGUUCACACCUGGUUGUACAAAUCGUAGACGGUCGAAACCCUCUACGAUUCCGCUGUGAGGACCUGGAGUCAUACGUCCGGGACGUCGAAGGAACUGAAGGAGAAAAGGGAACUGGGAAAGGAAAGCGGCGGAACUUGCUGCUCAUAAAUAAAGCUGAUCUGCUUACUGCCAAGCAAAGACGGCUUUGGGCAGACUAUUUUGAUGAGCAAGGAGUGCAGUACGCUUUCUUCUCGGCAGCGAACGCUACUGCGUUGCAGGAGGCCAGGAAAGAAGCUUGGGCUCGUGCCGAGGCUGAGGCUGAGGCCGAGGAUGGGGGGGACGACGAUAGCACCUCAGGCUCCGAUGAUAAUCAUUCCGAAUCAACUCCUCCACACUCAGAAAGUGAAGAAUCUGAUGAGGAGCAGGAGGGUGCUCUUGGCCAUGCUGCACUUUUAUCCGAGGAGGAGUCAUCCGACGACGAAUUAUAUUUCUCUUCCGAGGAAGACACAGCAGACGGGCAGGAUCCAAGGGCCAAAGUACUCAGUGUUCUGGAACUUGAAGCAUUAUUCGUUCGAGCCGCUCCUGACCUGAGCACCUUCGCGGAUUCUUCCGGCAACCAUCCAACCAAGUUGGUCGUCGGGUUAGUUGGAUACCCGAACGUCGGGAAGUCGAGUACUAUUAACUCCCUGUUGGGCGAAAAGAAGGUCAGCGUCUCGUCUACGCCUGGCAAGACGAAGCAUUUCCAGACCAUCAAUCUAUCACCGACCAUGACCCUCUGCGACUGUCCUGGUCUUGUCUUUCCUCAGUUUGCUACGACCAAGGCGGACUUGACAUGCGAUGGAGUUUUACCUAUCGACCAGAUGAGGGAAUAUACGGGCCCUGUUACUUUGGUAGUCAAGCGGAUACCGAAGGAGGUGCUGGAAGCCACGUACGGUUUGAGUAUGAGGACAAGUGGUUACGGACAGGAAGUAACCGCGUCGGACCUCCUGAUCCCCUACGCAAUUUCUCGAGGCUUCAUGCGGUCCGGCCAAGGAAAUCCUGACGAAGCUCGCGCCGCCAGGUACAUCCUUAAAGACUACGUAAACGCGAAGCUUCUGUACUGCCACCCUCCGCCAGGAGUGCCAGAAGAUGAUUUCAACCAGCAAACACGUGAGCUUGCGCUCAAACGAAUGGCAGGGAAAAAGAAAGCACCCGUGACUCGAGUCGUCAAGAAGGCCGAUACAUUCGUUCCCACCGCGUCCCCAUCCAAUGGCCAGGCUGCGUCUACCGCCGAUGGUUUCAAAUCGGAUAACUUGGACCGGGAAUUCUUUCAAGCAAACUCAGGUCUUUCUUCUCGAGCGUUCAUUAAAGGAGCGAGGAAGAAUGGAAAAGAAUUCUCUAGGCCCAAUACACUCCCUCAUCAGAACUCCGUGGCGGAUGACGGAACACCUCCCUUGGUUUUGCGCGUAGUUGUUGCACUGAGCGUCAAUAAACCUGUUACAAUCGGUCGGAACCCUGCCAUCUGCUCCUAUUUACUCUCCGACAUUGUUGUCUCUAGCGUGCACUGCAAGGUGUAUGCUGUCCCUUCGGGAGAUGGGGGCGUGAUUGUUUCAUGUCAGCAAAUUGGCGCAUACACAGUGACCUCUCAUCGCUUAGGCCAGGGAAGCUUUGCUAGCGUCCAUCUUGCACUGGAUCCAGCGAAUCAUAGGCAGGUCGCAUGCAAAAUCAUCAAGACCAAAAAGGAACACGAGCUGCGUGGUGUCAUGAAAGAAGUCAGAAUACUACUGGCCCUCAACCAUCCAAACAUCAACAGGGCUUAUAAUGUCGAAGUGAAUGGUAAAUUCCUGCAUAUAUUCCUUCAGUUAUGCACAGGCGGCGACUUGUUCGCAUACAUCGUGAGUCGUAAAGAAACAGAACAUCGUUUGUGUGAAGGCGAAGCGAAGUAUAUCAUGUACCAAUUACUCCGUGGUCUCACCUACCUCCACAACAAGAUGAUCUGUCACCGUGAUCUCAAGCCGGAGAAUAUUCUCCUUCACGCCCCUGGCUCCUAUCCUCGAAUCCUGAUCGCGGAUUUCGGCCUUGCAAGACCGAAAGCAUACCAAGAGACCCUCAAUGCUUGCGGGACUGUCUGCUACUUGCCUCCUGAGGCCAUUCUAGCGCUGGACCACAAAGACAGAGGUUACGUCGGCAUGCCUUCGGAUUGCUGGAGCGCUGGCGUUAUCUUGUACAUUAUGCUUACUGGCAGCCAUCCCUUCGACUACGGGCCGUAUGACUACGAAUCUUCUCGUCAGCAUGGCGGCACCGAGCAGAGCUAUUCUCAGUUUUCUCAGGCCUCUGUCGAUCGCAACAGAAUUGUCAAGGAGCGUAUAAUUAACUACGAAUUAGAGUUUGACCAGUCAAUCUGGAAGACGGUCCCUGACGCCCAGGCUCUGGUAUCCCGUUUACUCAUAUACGACUACCAGCAACGAGCGACUGUCUAUGGGGCAAUGCGAAGCUCCUGGAUCCGUUCAGAUCUGCAGGACUUGGAGAAUGCAUACCGCACGCGAAUAUCGUCUUCCUGA